GAGAAGCCAUAAAUGCGUGGAGUGUGGAAAGACCUUUGCUCAGAGCAGUGGACUUAGUUACCACAAAAAGAUCCACACUGGGGAAAAGCCAUUUAAAUGCAUGGAGUGUGGAAAGACCUUUGCUCAAAGAAGUACUCUUAUUUCCCAUAAGAGUGUCCACACAGGGGAGAAGCCGUAUAAAUGCACGCAGUGUGGAAAAACCUUUACUCAAAAAAGUAAUCUUAUUUCCCAUAAGAGUGUCCACACAGGGGAGAAACCGUAUAAAUGCAUGGAGUGUGGAAAGACCUUUGCUCUAAAAGGUAAUCUUAUUUCCCAUAAAAAGAUCCACUCAGAAGAGAAACUAUUUAAAUGCAUGGAGUGUGGAAAGACCUUUGCUCAGAGCAGUGGACUUAGUUGCCACAAAAAGAUCCACACAGGGGAAAAGCCAUUUAAAUGCAUGGAGUGUGGAAAGACCUUUGCUCAAAGAGGUAAUCUUAUUUCCCAUAAGAUGAUCCACACAGGGGAGAAGCCAUUUAAAUGCAUGGAAUGUGGCAAAAAGAUCCACACAGGGGAAAAGCCAUUUAAAUGCAUGGAGUGUGGAAAGACCUUUGCUCAAAGAGGUAAUCUUAUUUCCCAUAAGAUGAUCCACACAGGGGAGAAGCCAUUUAAAUGCACGGAAUGUGGAAAGACCUUUGCUCAAAGAGGUAAUCUUAUUUCCCAUAAGAGUGUCCACACAGGGGAGAAACCGUAUAAAUGCACGGAGUGUGGAAAGACCUUUGCUCAAAGAGGUCAUCUUAUUUCCCAUAAGAUGAUCCACACGAGAGGCUGCAGGAGAGUCUGGCUGGAGAUCAGAUGUGUCCCAGAUACAGAAACUGAAGCCAUUUGA
This is a messenger RNA of Ahaetulla prasina, 865 nucleotides long. Its product is annotated as gastrula zinc finger protein XlCGF57.1-like. The coding region runs from base 101 to 865 and encodes 254 amino acids. The record is from RefSeq and is a predicted model, not a curated record. The transcript is spliced from 4 exons. Lineage: Eukaryota; Metazoa; Chordata; Lepidosauria; Squamata; Colubridae.